Messenger RNA from Cuscuta campestris, 1852 nucleotides. The record is from the annotation of a GenBank genome assembly. Lineage: Eukaryota; Viridiplantae; Streptophyta; Magnoliopsida; Solanales; Convolvulaceae.
CUCUGUCACCCUUUUUCAUUCAAUCAAUCCCCUUUCACAUUCACUGAUUCACAUCUCUCUCCAAAGAAAGAAAGAAAGAAAAAAAAUUCAGAUCCAAUCAAGACCUCCUUAAAUCCUGGCAAGGUCUGAUUAGUGAUCAGCAGCACUUCUUGGAGGACAGCAAUGGCUCCACCACUCUCUGCAGGCAGCUGCAGAGGUUUGAUUAAGGUACUGUCAGUACUCCUCCUUUUGCUAGCUUUUGCUCAGGCCCAUUAUUCCCAUAGUAGGCCUAGAAGAAUGUUGCAGGUUGAUGAUGAAGAUCAAGAUCAUCAUCAUCAUCCACCCAUGAAGAAGAUCAUGAAGGACAGUAACAGUGACACUAGCAGCAGCAGCAGCACUUCACUCUCCACCAAGAACAAAACCAAGCUCCUCAAGUCAACCAUUGCCAAGAACCAAACUUCUAAAGUUCUCAAGUCUGGGUUUGGUAUUGUCUCCCCAAAAAACCAGACCAAACUAAAGAUUUCUUCUUCUUCUUCUUCUUCUUCUUCUUCUUACCCAGUUUCAAUCUCCUCCUCCAAGAACAAGACCAAGCUUUCCAAACCCAUUUCAGAAUCUGUCAUUACAAACAAAGUCUCCUCCUCUAAGAACAAGACCAAGCUUUUGAAACCCAAUUCAGAAUCUGUUAUUACAAACAAAAUCUCCUCCUCUAAGAACAAGACCAAGCUUCUGAAACCCAUUUCAGAAUCUGUCACUAUAAACAAAAUCUCUUCCUCUAAGAACAAGACCAAGCUUAUCAAGCCCAUUUCUAUGAAACCCUCAAAAAAUUCAACGAAAACCAGCACCAAGUCCUCAGAUCUACCCAAUCCCACCCCGCCGCCGUCCCAAAACCGAACCAAAUCUCAGGUAGAAAAAAAGGGUUCAUCAAAAACCUCCGAAUCCAAAUCCGGAUCGAGCAAAAACGUGCCAAAACCGUUCUGGAUCGACGACGGAGAGGACGACGAUUUGAUCGCCGAGUUCAGAGACAUGCCGUCCAAAUUCCAGCAAACGCUGUUGCCAGAUCUGGAACGGAUCUCGAGAACAUCAAAAGUCUACAUGAACAAGGCGAACAGAGAAAUCACGAACAAUUUCAAACCGAUCGUCGGCAACAAAUACGCGCCCGCCGUGGCGUCGAUCAUUUCCUUGGCGUUCAUUCUCAUCCCGUUGAUCCUCGUUUCUCUGAUCUUCAACCGAUUCAAAGCCUACUUCUCCCUGCAGAAGCUCCUGAUCUUCGUCCAGAUCUACCUCUCCAUAUACUUCUCGAUCCUCUGCCUCUCCUCGCUCGUCACGGGCCUGGAGCCGCUCCGGUUCUUCUACGCCACAUCGCAGUCCACCUACAUCUGCAUACAGCUCCUCCAGACGCUCGCUUACGUCCUGUACCUUCUGCUCUUGCUCAUGUACAUGGCGCUCGUCUUCUCCACUGAAACCGGGCCGGCCUCCAAGCUCAUAGGCCUGGUCCAGACGCUCGUGGGCUUCACGGUUGGGCUGCAUUACUACAUGGCGGUUUUCCAUCGGGCCGUGCUGCGCCAGCCGCCCAAGACGAGCUGGAGGGUCCACGGAAUCUACGCCGCUUGUUUUCUGGCCAUUUCUCUGUUGACUCAAGCUGAGAGGAGGAAGAAGGCUUAUGUGGAAGAGGGUGGAGGUGAUGGGAAAAAGAGCUGAAAAAAGAAAGAGAGAAAAAAGAAGUGUAAGUUUAAUUUAUUGAUAUAUUUACCUUUCCACAAAUGUAAUUUAUUACACAAGUAUUUUGUAUUGUUAGUAUUAUUGUUAUUCCAUACUUGUAAGCAUUUGGAUACCAAUUGUUGGGGAAAAACAAGAAUAAAGAUUGUGUUGAAUG